GUCGAAAAAGAAAGGUUAAGGCGGAUGAACUACUGUAGUACUGCUGCAGUACUUCUACUUCUUUAGUACAUCCCCCAUUCCGACAGACUACUAAAACUUCAUGCAUUUUGUAAUGCAGCUGAUGAACCACCUGGUGCAGGGCCCGGUCAUUGCUUACCAAAACUUGUUUGAAGAUGAAGUAAUAGCACUACACAACGUAGGCUUAGCUGGUUCUUUCUUGACAAUUUCUAGUUCUGUUGCAAACAACUAUGCGCAUCAUGCCGGGCGUGCAUAAUUCCACCUCGUCGUCGUCUCGCGCCGCGAAAGGCUUCGGAAACAGGGCCGCCGCGCGUUCUUGCGGUAAUAUCAACCGUGCGGGCCGUGUCGCUGUGUUGCUGUUGACCGGAACGACGAACAACCUCGGAACUGCAUACGAACAGAAGAAGAAAAGGAAGAACACAAACACCGAGUCGGGGGGUGUGGUGGACAGCGUGAAGAAACAGGCGAGGGAGAUCGACACCAAGAUCGGCGCUUCUAAAAAGAUGAAGGAAGCUUCCGAAAGCAUCAAGAGGUUCGACGAACGAAACCUCGGUAUUGCCAAACGAAUGAAGGAGUGGCAGAAAAAGAUGCCUACCUUGCAGUGGCCUACGAAGGAGGGCAUGGGUAAGAGGAUCCAAGAGGCGAAGACGAAGAUCCAAAACUGGGGGAAACAGGUCAGGAACAUCGAUGUGAGAAAAACGAUCGCGAGUUGGAAGGAGCGGGCAAAAGGCAUAUGAUGUGUAAAUAUGUCUGGGUCAAGACAAACAGCGCGGCUGUUUGUCAACCAGCUUUUCUUGGAUCAAAGUCAAUCACAUGGUCUUGAAAAGCAUCACAGGCUUUGCGAAUGCUUUUGCUGGUCUUGUCCUUGUGCAAUACCCGUUUUUUCGCAUCAUGACAUGCAUCCUAGCAAGAAGUAGAGUAUCGCAACUUCUUCUUUAAUUUAGCGUGGGGGGUCAGGCACCUCAUUGCACUCAUUUUUUUUGUUCUGCAUGGUCCUGACGCAACAAGCAUCGCAAAUGUGAAUCUUUUGCUUUCGAGAUGACGCAGACACAACUUUUGCAAUGCAUAGAGCCUGAACCUCAAGUCGUUGAGCGAUGGGAUGCGUGCUCUGAAGGACAAGGUCACAAACAUGAAGUUUCCCGGUUGGCCCAGCACGACCACGUCCAGCGGUACUACGAUCUACUUGCUUCAUGGUAAUUCUUCAUCGGUCUUUCUAUCGAAUUGUCGAUGUUUAGACUGAAAUUUUUGUUGGUGAACGAAUCACUCGAGAAAUAAGAUCAGAAGAUGAGAGUAUUGCAGAAGGAUAGACAAGAACUUCUUACGCGAAAGAACAACUCAUUGAUAACCUCACAUACAGCGAGCGGAUCAUCCACAUCCUCCGUGCAUCGCCGCACGGGCGGCAACGUCAGAGGCAGCAAGAAGAAGCGCGGCGGCUCCCGCUCGUCGUAGCGCGGCUCGAACCUCCGCUCCAAAAAUCUACCUGCUUUUCUUCGAGGAUUUAUUUCGUAGAACAAUGUACUUUUUGUUUUUGUUUUUCAGACAAACAUGAAAUUGACGACCCGGAAAGUAGUUGCGACUACAACUUCAAUAUAAGCAUCUUCGUGAUCAUUCGGGAAGGUCUUGAUCUCGUUUGAAUCGUGACAAAAACGGAAUCAACCAUAGCCCGUUGUACAAUAACAUAGCUUGAACAAGACGGUCCCACUGUUCAUCAAGGUUCUGCUACAAGGCCGCAGCUUAUGUCGCGUAGUGGGAGGGUGAACGAGUGGACAGGGGGGAAAGAAAAACGCCAGAGGGUGGGCAAGGGAAAAAAUUUUUGAUGCAGGGCGGGGCCAGGCAUCUGCGCCGCUUCUUGCUGCCAGAACGUAGGCGGGGCGCCAUGGCGCCCGUGGCUCCAGUCUCUGCGCGAGCGCGAGGACCUCACCCGCAUGGGCGUGCAUUUGCGUGGCGGCAAGUUUUAGGCCCAAGCAACGAACAACGCAAAGCGCGGUAGCGGGCGGGCGCCAGUGGGCGGGCGGAGGAAGCAGGGGAACAGUCCGCGCCAUGCGAGGCGUUGGCGCGUGACGCCAUGCCCGCGCGUUUGCGGCGUGGCCCGUUCGCGCCGCCUGCCUUUGCGCCCCGGUUGUCCCUGCGCGCCUUGGUGCCCCCCGCGCCCUUCCCCCGCGCGCAGCCUCGCAGAGCGGGGGGCCCUGCCGCGCGCGUGGAUGGAGGCAGCACGGGCGCCGGGGCGGGGCACCCCCCAGGCGCAGGGGCCCACCACCCUUCCCCAGCACCCCCGGACAACAGCGGCGCCCCCCGCGUUAGCCCGCAUGCAGUAAUCUGCUCCGCCCCCGCCUGCUAGCCUCGCGCGCACCCACCGCCCAAGACAGAGGCGGCGGACGGUGGCGCCCUCUGCCGGCCUCCGCGUGAGGUGGCGCCCUCUGCCGGCCUCCUCGUUUGGAGUGAGCGGAAGGAGGGCGCCGGGGGAGGGUGGUGGGCAGCUGCCCGCCUGCAAACCUGGUGCCGGGGCGCGGCUUUCCCUUCGCGAACAGAGGGGGGGCGUCGGGGGAGGGUGGUGGGCAGCUGCUCGCCUGGGGCUUGGCCGCCGGCGGCGUUACCCGUGCCCCCCGCCUUCUUUGCGCCCCCCGCCCGCCCGUGUUUCCAUCCCGUUAUCCCCGUGUUUCCCGGUUCGCCGUGCUUCCCGCUUUCCCCGUGCUUCCCGCCUUCCCCGUUCUCCCCGCCGUCCCCGUGCCUCCCGCCCUUCUCGUGCUUCCCUCUUUCCCCGUGUUUCCCUCUUUCCCCGUGCUUCCCGUUUUCCCUAUGCUUCCCGCUUUCGCCGUUCUUCCCGUCUUCCCCGUUCUUCCCGCCUUCCCCGUGCCCCCCGCGCGCCUUUCUCGUGCUUCCCGCUUUUCCCGUGCUCCCCGCUUUCCUCGUGUUUCCCGCCUUCCCUAUGCUCCCCGCCUUCCCUAUGCUUCCCGCCUUCCCUAUGCUUCCCGCUUUCCCCGUGCUUCCCGCUUUCCCUAUGCUUCCCGCCUUCCCUGUGCUUCCCGUCUUCCCUAUGCUUCCCGCUUUCCCCGUGCUUCCCGCUUCCCGCGUGCCCCCCGCUUUCCCCGUGUCUCCCGCCUCCGCCGUGCUUCCCGCUUUCCCCUGGCUUGCCGUUUUCCCCGUGCUUCCCGCUUUCCCCGUGCUGCCCGCUUUCCCCGUGUUUCCCGCUUUUUACCGCUUUCCCCGUGCUUCCCGUUUUCCCCGUGCUUCCCGCUUUCUCCGUGAAUGCUUCCCGCUUUCUCCGUGAGUGCUUCCCGCUUUCCCCGUGCUUCCCGCUUUCCCCGUGCUUCCCGCUUUCCCCGUGCUUCCCGCUUUCCCCGUGCUUCCCGCUUUCCCCGUGCUUCCCGCUUUCCCCCUGCUUCCCGAUUGCGAAAGAUUUUGGGGAUUGCAAAGCGUUUCGGGGAUUGCGAAAUAUUUUGGGGAGUGCAAAAUAUUUUGGGGCUUGCAAAAUAUUUUGGGGGUUGCAAAAUAUCUUGGGGAUGGCAAAACAUUUUGGGGAUUGCAAAAUAUUUCCGGGACUGCAAAAUAUUUCGGGGAUUGCAAAAUAUUUCAGGGAUUGCAAAAUAUUGCGGGGAGUGCAAAAUAUUUCGGGGAUUGCAAAAUAUUUCGGGGAUUGCAAAAAAUUUCGGGGAUUGCAAAACAUUCCGGGGAUUGCAAAAUAUUUCGGGGAUUGCCAAAUGUUGGCCGUUGGCCGUUUGCGAUUUAGCCCUUUGCGAUUUGGGCGUUUGCGAUUUGGCCGUUUGCGAUUUGGCCGUUGGCCGUUUCCGAUUUGGCCGCUGGCCGUUUGCGAUUUGGCCGUAGGCCGUUUGCGAUUUGGCCGUAGGCCGUUUGCGAUUUGGCCGUUUGCGAUUUGGCCGUUGGCCGUUUGCGAUUGGGCCGUGGCCGUUUGCGAUUUGGCCGGUUGCGAUUUGGCCGUUGGCCGUUUGCGAUUGGGCCGUUGGCCGUUGGCCGUUUGCGAUUUGGCCGUUUGCCGUUUGCCGUUUGCCGUUUGCCGUUUGCCGUUUGCCGUUUGCGAUUUGGCCGUUGGCCGUUUGCGAUUUGGCCGUUGGCCGUUUGCGAUUUGGCCGUUUGCGAUUUGGCCGUUGGCCGUUUGCGAUUUGGCCGUUGGCCGUUUGCGAUUUGGCCGUUGGCCGUUGGCCGUUUGCGAUUUCCCCUCUGACCGUUUGCGAUUUGGCCGCUGGCCGUUGUCCGUUUGCGAUUUGGCCGUUUGCGGUUUGGCCGGACGGUUGCCGUUGGCCGUUGGGCGGUGAGCGAUUUCGCAAAUCGCGACAACUUUAGAAAGUUUGAAAAGCGUGAAAAACUUUUCGGCGAAGGCGAUUUUCCUCCCUGUUGCAAAAUUUUAACUUGCGCAGCUCAGCAAUAGGAGUUAUAGUUUUCUGCUGACAGUGCAGCACCACCAGAAUUAGAUACCACGUCAAGCAGUCGGGCACCAGCACUUUCGUACUAGUAACUCUUCUUCAACGCAGUUAUUCAGACGUGCCAACGACUUCACAGCAAUCCUGUAAACUUGACAUUGUCACUCUUCUGUUUUUGAUAUUCCUGUAAAUUAAAGCUCAAGUCCUCGCGGAAGAACUUGAAUUCGAUUUUAGAAUGGAGAUUUGUUUAGAUUGAUUUGGCGGAUUCGUUGCUUGUCGGAAGAAGAUGAUAAAAAAUGUAUAUGUUGAGCAUGCGAAGUCAGCAAUGGUGUUGAUGCGUUUUGCCGUUGUUGUGAUUCUAGUGGACCAGGACAUUGUUCCUGCAGGACGUCGGUGGUCACAU
Molecule: messenger RNA, 4797 nt
Organism: Amoebophrya sp. A120
Lineage: Eukaryota; Dinophyceae; Syndiniales; Amoebophryaceae
Source: the annotation of a GenBank genome assembly